This is a messenger RNA of Cajanus cajan (pigeon pea), 2520 nucleotides long. RefSeq names its product ENTH/ANTH/VHS superfamily protein. NCBI's taxonomy places the organism in Eukaryota, Viridiplantae, Streptophyta, Magnoliopsida, Fabales, Fabaceae. The record is from RefSeq and is a predicted model, not a curated record. Gene Ontology annotation, biological process: vesicle budding from membrane; clathrin coat assembly; clathrin-dependent endocytosis. Gene Ontology annotation, cellular component: clathrin-coated pit; clathrin-coated vesicle. Gene Ontology annotation, molecular function: 1-phosphatidylinositol binding; SNARE binding; clathrin heavy chain binding.
AGAAAUUUUAACAUCCUCUAAAAAACUUUUGUUGGUUACCUUCGCGUUGAAAGGGUCAAAGGGUGAAAAAAAUCUAUAAAGCUAAACAUUUCUCCUACCAAAUAUAGCAAAGCCAGGAAUGUCAUCAUUAGAGAUUUAGAAUCAAAUCCUUUCUAAUGGAUAAUGCAUAAUUUAUCAAUGUCAUUAUAAUUCCUUGGUUCCCACGUUUUUAUGCGACGAAAACGGGCAAUGUUUAUCCAAUUUGAGCUUACGUUGUAAUGCUUGCAUGAGAGAAGAACAGAAGAGAAAGAGGAAUCCAAAGACAGAUAGAAACAACUAUCCAUCUUUUCGUUCCUCGUCCAACUCUUUUCAUUUCCGUCUAAAAACAGAAGGUAUCGACAAAAUACACUUUAUAUUUGCAGAAAAAUCCGCAAACCAUAACAUUUGUGAUUACACCACAAUAACUAUCCGUUCGGAAAUCUUAAUUACUAUCCUCUGGUGCUCAACAAACAGUGUAGCAAUAUUGAACACAUUUUAUCAUAUUGAGCCAAGUUAAGAACAUUGAGGUCCCAAACUCCUGAAGAAAAUAAAAAGAAAAAAAUGCCUCCAAGCUCCAAACUCAGAAGAGCCCUUGGGGCAGUGAAGGAUCAAACGAGCAUAGGCCUAGCCAAGGUUGGAAGCAGCACCUCACUCGCUGACCUUGACGUGGCCAUUGUGAAGGCAACAAGGCACGAUGAAUACCCUGCUGAAGAGAAGCACAUAAGAGAGAUUCUGAGCCUAACAUGUUACUCUCGAGCAUUCAUAAGUGCAUGUGUUAACACACUCGCCAGGCGUCUCAACAAGACAAAAAGCUGGACAGUGGCUUUGAAAACACUUGUUUUGAUUCAAAGGUUGUUGGUAGAGGGUGAUCCUGCGUAUGAGCAGGAAAUUUUCUUUUCGACUCGACGUGGGACUCGCGUUUUGAACCUUUCUGAUUUUCGUGACAACUCCAAAGCUGGUUCGUGGGACUUCUCUGCAUUUGUGCGCACGUAUGCAUUGUAUCUUGAUGAAAGGCUUGAGUACAAGAUGCAAAGCCGGCGUGGAAGACGUAGCAUGUAUAGUUUUGAUGAGGAGGAGGAGGAAAGGGAUAUUGAAAAAGAAAAAGAAGUCAUUGUCAGAUCCACACCUUUACGUGACAUGAAGUUAGAUCAGAUCUUUUCCAAAAUGCAGCAUUUGCAAUUGCUUCUUGAGCGAUUUUUAGCUUGCCGCCCCACAGGAGAGGCAAAGAACCACCGAAUUGUGACAGUGGCUCUCUACCCGAUUGUGAAGGAGAGCAUUCAGAUAUAUUAUGAUAUUGCAGAAAUACUGUGUAUCUUAGUUGAUCGUUUCCCUGACAUGGAAGUAUCAGAGUGUGUUAAGGUGUACGACAUUUUCUGUCGUGUUGGGAAGCAAUUUGAUGAGCUAGACCUCUUCUACGGAUGGUCCAAGAACAUUGGAAUAGCACGUUCUUCCGAGUACCCCGAGAUUGAAAGGGUCACAAUGAAGAAGCUAGAGGUGAUGGAAGAGUUCAUCAAGGACAAGUCAGCCCUAGCACAAGGCUACAUACCUGAAGCAAUAGAAUAUAAACAUGAAGAAGUUUAUAACGAGCCAGAGCCGGAGCCGCAACCAGAAGCAGAGCCAGAAGCAGAAGAGGAUACCAAUGAAAUGAAGGCACUGCCACCACCAGAGGAGACGAAUGAGGAACCAGUUGAAGAAGUGAAGGAAGAAAAGGUGGUGCAGACAGAGGGUGAUUUGUUGAAUUUGGGAGAUGACACGGUGACAAAUGAAGCAUAUGGGGAGAAACUAGCGUUGGCUUUGUUUGAUGGAGAGGCACCAGCAGCAACAGGAACGGGUGGUGGCACACAAGCACUUCCAUGGCAUGCAUUUGAUGAUGGUGCAGAUUGGGAAACAGCACUGGUGCAAUCAGCCACCAACUUGGCGAACCAAAAGCCUACAUAUGGUGGUGGUUUUGACACCUUGUUGUUGGAUGGCAUGUAUAAACAAGGGGAAAUGAAUAGGGCCAUGCAAGGAGAAGGAUAUGGUGUGAGUGGAAGUGAUAGCAGUGUGGCACUUGGUUCAGCUGGAAGGCCAGCAAUGUUGGCAUUGCCAGCACCACCUACAUCAGGGACCGAUUCUAACUCUUGCUCAAAUUUAGAUCCAUUUGCAGCUUCAUUGGCUGUGGCACCUCCUUCUUACGUGCAAAUGUCUGAGAUGGAGAAGAAACAGAGAUUUUUGAUUGAAGAACAGAUGAUGUGGCAGCAGUAUGCACAUGAUGGCAUGCAAGGACAAGCUGCACUCGCAAAGUUACACUCCAAUAACAAUAAUAAUUCUAACAUGGGAGGGUAUCCACAAAACUAUGGCAACUAUUAUCGUUAACUAGGACAUGUUUUUUUUAAUUAGAUGGGACCCUGUCCCUACUCUUUUUCCUUACUAGUAUGAGUACCCUGUGCAUUGCACGUCAUGUAAAGAUUUUAUUUAAGAAUUAGGAAUUCUAAUAUUGAUAUGUGUCUAUUAACAUUCAUA